AUGGGCCCAAAUCCUCUUAAGGUUAUUCUAGUGUCGGGAUCUCCUACUUAUCCCCAAACCCUAUUAAAAGCAUAUUUAAUUGUUAAAUCUCGUGAAAUAAUCAUUGAAUUUAUUCAAACAAAUUCUUCAUAUAUUUCAAUUGAUUAUUGUAAAAUUCUUAUUGAUUCCAAACAUUAUCAUGCUGCAGCAUUACUUUAUUCUGCACAUGAAAAACAUCAACAAACAAUUGAUAUAUGGAAGAAACUCGUAUCAAAUGAAUAUUCGAAUGAUGAUACAUUUCCUGGUAUAUGGAUUAUUGCAAAAUAUAUACUUGAACGAAAUAUUGAUCGAUCAUUAGAAUUUUCUACUGCAACUUGGUUAUUAGAACAAAACGAAGAAGAAUUAGCAUUAAAAAUCUUCAUUAGUAAACAUCAAAAUGAAUCAAAUAAUGAUCCAUUCUCUUCAAAUCGAAUUAUUAAUUUAAUAAAAACACGUCCAACAGCAUUAGUAACUUAUCUUGAAUAUGCUGUAUUUAAUCUUAAAAUUGAAACUGAUGAAAUUCAUACAAUGUUAGUUAAUAUUUAUCUUGAUCAAAUUUUAUCAAAAUCUGAUAUUGAUAACGAACAGACACGUUCUAAACUGCAAGCAUUUAUAAUUACAUCAAAUUCCUAUCGUGUUCAAACUGUUUUAAAUCGAGUUAAUCAAACAAAUCGAUUACAACGUGAAGUAGCUCUUCUCUAUGGCAAAAUGAAUAAUUUUGAACAAGCUUUUCGAAUACUUGUUGAUGAACUUCAAGAUUUUGAAUAUGCGGAAAAUUAUUGUAUAGCUUUAUCACAAGGAAAAUCAAGUGAUGAUCGAAAAAUUGUUGCUCAUAUUUUAUUUAAAGUUUUUCUUAAUUCAUUAAACAAAUAUCCAAAUGAAAUAAAAUCAGCAUUACUUCGUCUUCUUUGUAAUAAUGAUAUUGAAUUUGAUUUUAUUGAAGUUUUACAACGUUUACCAUCUCAUUGGUCAUUAGCAUCAUUAUCUCAAAUUCUUCUACGUGCCUUACGUACAUAUUCAUAUACUCAACGAUCAACUAAAAUUGAAUCAUCUUUAAUUCGUGUACAAAAUGAAAAAUUAAAUAUAAAAUUGCGUCAAUUAAAAUGUUUAAAUACAAUAGUUAAUGAACAACGUCAAUGUAAACAUUGUUUACAACAAUUUUAUGAAACAUCAUGUGUUGUUUAUCAAGAUGGAAGUCAAGUUCAUGUUCAUUGUGCAAAAAAAUAUAAUCCAAAUUAA
This is a messenger RNA of Rotaria sp. Silwood2, 1257 nucleotides long. The record is from the annotation of a GenBank genome assembly. Lineage: Eukaryota; Metazoa; Rotifera; Eurotatoria; Philodinida; Philodinidae.